This is a messenger RNA of Loa loa (African eye worm), 300 nucleotides long. RefSeq lists its product as hypothetical. The annotation marks the transcript as partial. The record is from RefSeq and is a predicted model, not a curated record. The transcript is spliced from 2 exons. Lineage: Eukaryota; Metazoa; Nematoda; Chromadorea; Rhabditida; Onchocercidae.
GUUAACGAAAGUUUUCAAGGGUAUAUUGAUGAAAAAAAUCUCCAACUGACUAUUUGUCACGAACAUACAUACAUACGUACGUAUGUACAUACAUACAUACAUACGUUCAUACAUACAUACACACAUACAUACAUAUAUACAUACACACACACACACACACACACACACACACACACAGACACACAUAUAACCUGUCAGUGUGAAUUUGAAUUUAUGUUAACACCGACACAAUUAACAAAACUACUAUUGAAUAUUAACGGAUUUUAUUCUCACUACUUGCUCACUUUGCCCACCUUUGUC